Messenger RNA from Acanthosepion pharaonis, 759 nucleotides. NCBI's taxonomy places the organism in Eukaryota, Metazoa, Mollusca, Cephalopoda, Sepiida, Sepiidae. The record is from the annotation of a GenBank genome assembly.
AUGAAAAGGGCUGUUGUUUUUAAUGUAUUUCAAGGAAACAACGUAAAAAGAGAAUACAAGUUUAUAACGCUUUAUCAGACUACUUCACAAUUUCCACAAAUAUACACGAGAAUAUCUAUCUAUCUAUCUAUCUAUCUAUCUAUCUAUCUAUCUAUCUAUCUAUCUAUCUAUCUGUCUGUCUUCUCGCUCACGCUUGUGCGCAUGCGUGCCCACAUGCACAUUCAUAUAUUUGUAAUUGAAACUUGUCAUACAUUUCACGAGAAUUUCUAUCUAUCUAUCUAUCUAUCUAUCUAUCUAUCUAUCUAUCUAUCUAUCUAUCUAUCUAUCUAUCUAUCUAAACAACUAUUUCAGGAGAAGAUGUUCUUUGCUUUUCUUUCGGUUUUUGACAGCUUUGGGAAGCUUUGUCUGUCUCUCCUCCACCGAACUGUCUCUGUCCACGCGCAGGCGCUUGAUUAUAUCAACUAUUCCCCACCUUCAUCAAUCAGUUCAUUCGUCCAGCCAGUCAUCCGUGUAUUGUACAUCCCAGUCGUUGUUCAUCCAAUCUCGUUCGCUUCGUUCUUUGUCCUUCCUUCCUUCCAUCCGAGUUCUGCUCUAAAAAGACGAAUUGAAUUUAUUUCUCUCUUCCUCUUUCUUUCAUUCUUCUCGGCUUUUGGCUGGAGGAAAAGUGAUGCUAAAAUUGAUGGCCUACCCCCGUUCUGGAAGAAGUGUAGGAGGAAGAACGAUCUUUUAUCCGUUGUUUAUUAUUUCUUUCUCGAUUGA